CAUUAUUAAACACACGUUUGACAUUCCUUGUGAAUUAGAAAAAUACAGAUUUCGGAAGCAAAAUGUGGACAAUAUUGCCAAACUUGACCACACCAACGCAAUACCAAAUGACCCUUUGGUUUACCGAAAGUCGUUUGCGAAUCAUUAAGCGGUCACGAGAAGUAUUUUCGGAAAAUUAGGAUUAACGUUGAUAAAUAUCCGCUUGAUAAACAUUAGCCCGUCUCUAACAGGGAAGUUAACUGAAAUUAAAUCCAUUUUUGCUGAAAGAUACUUUUUUCGGAGUUAUAGAGAGAAAAAAGGUCUACGAAAAAAGAUACAAAUGGAAGCCAGAAUAGAAAUCAGAAUGGAAUCAAGGCAAUUCGAAGAUCACGCGAGAGCAUUUGAACCAAUACAAUCACAUGAUCACAUAUCAACACAUUCUGAAUUGACAGACAAAGAUUUUGGACCUUCGAAAUCUUGGCUUAACCAGACAACACAAUCAUCUGAAAAGCAUCUCAUCGAAGAAACGCGCCAAUCGUCGCAGGAAACUUGUCAAGCUAAGGGUUCGACAGAAACAGACGAAAGUCAAGUAUCCUUUACAGGCGAAGAUGUAUUGCAAAACGUUUCAGCAAUUGAACACAGUAAUACAUCAGAUAACCUUAUUAAUGCCGCAGAAUUUGACAGCUGGAUGGACAGCAUAUCGAAAACUACACAAGAAAUUGAUCAGGGUGACUCUGGCAUAAUAGAAGAUGACGUAUCUAUGGAAAACGGAAGUUCGUGUAUAUUGGUAGACAUUGAAACGGAUGAUAUGGUCGAAAGCCCAUCCAUUCUGGAUGAUUCGCAUAUAUCAGAAAGUCGAAAUCCGAUUGAGUUUGGCAGUGACGAAAUAUCACCCAUGAAAUGUCCGAUAUUUCGGACAGAGCUUGGAGGAGCCACAGUUACUGAAUGCGGGCUGUGCAUGUGUUCACAUUGUUUCAGUCAAAGAAAAGCCGAUCUAGAUGAGCUGUGUAAUGUCUGUGGCAUAACUAUCAGUUCACAUCACAUCGUAGAAAUGGAAAAAGCCAGUGAGAAUAUCCUAAGAUCACAUUACCUAACUAUUGAACAACUGGAAGAUUACGACAUGAACCUUACUCAAGAAGUCAUUAAGAAACAGGAAGAGAUUGAAGAAGAGCAAAGCCAAAAUCAAAGACUUCAAGCUGAGCUUUAUGACGCUAAGCAAGAAGUACGUUAUCUCAAGGGCGAAAUUGAAAAUCUGCAACAGUUUAAAACAUUAUGUUGUACACAGGCAAAGGAACUUCGAAUCUACCGGGAAAAUAUUGUGCCGAGCAAAGACAAAGUCAUAGAAGAACUCAGAAAUGAAGUGACAAAAUUAACAGGACAUUUACAAGAAAAACAUAAGGAAACGGAGCAGCUUAUGAAUCAUAUUGGGACGUUAAAUGAUGAAAUCGCUAAUCUUAGACGGGUUACUAUACCCAUAAAUCAACUGGAGGUGUUAACUGGAGGGAAUCUUUGUCGGGCGGUCCAGCAGCUUCAAUAUUUUUAUGACAGGGAUUAUCGUUCUAGACAUGAUAUUACAGACAAGAUGGAGAUUUUGUUACAGACUCGACUCGAAUCCGUUACGAACGAACUUUGUCAGCAACAGGCAAUUGGAGAUCAACUUGCCACAGUUAUAAUGACUUACACAAGUAUGGUUCUAGAAAACGCAAAUUUACAUCAAGGUUUGAGAAGAAAUCAAGACAAGAUUCGGGAUUUGCAAGCAGAAUUACGUCACACGAAAGCUAGAAUUAUUUCGCCACGGGAGACAAUUAGAUACUUUUAAGUUUCUGCGUCUUGAAUGAAACGGGGUCAGGAAUAGUGAGGAACAUUAAUAUUCGGUUUUCCUUGGAGUAACAUGAGGCAAAGGUUACAGUUAGUAAUCACAACAAAUAA
Messenger RNA from Ruditapes philippinarum (Manila clam), 1908 nucleotides. RefSeq lists its product as uncharacterized. The transcript is spliced from 10 exons. Bases 320 to 1798 code for a protein of 492 amino acids. The record is from RefSeq and is a predicted model, not a curated record. Lineage: Eukaryota; Metazoa; Mollusca; Bivalvia; Venerida; Veneridae.